UCUCUUUCCAAGUUCCAGCAUCAUUCUCAGCACACUGACAACAUGCUGGGGACCCUCUGUACUCUCAUCACUGCUCUGAUGUAUGUUGAUGCAGUGAUAGUGUUGACCCAGACACCUGCUGUCCGCACAGUCUCUGCAGGACUAGAAGUUGUUGUCAACUGUAACGUUGACAGAUAUGAUGGAUAUUAUGUUAGAUGGUAUAAACAGGUACCUGGUGGAACUCCUCAGUAUGUUUUGAAAUUUCACUACAGCCACAGCUCACCUAACAGCUUUGGACCAGGAUUCUCCUCAGACAGAUUUAACUCUAAAGCCACAUCAAAGAUAAAUUAUCAGUUUAUCAUCCAGAGAGCAGAGACAGGAGACUCUGCAGUUUAUUACUGUGAGACAUGGGACAACUCUGCUAAAGAGAAUGUAUCACAGUGGGUAUUCGGACCAGGAACCAAGCUGAUUGUUACAAGCUCCAGCCUCCCUCCUCCUGUCCUCACUGUCUUCCCUCCGUCCAGAGCUGAGCUCCAGUCCGACCAAGUCACUCUGGUCUGUCUGUCCAGUCAGGCUGGACCUUUUGCAGAUGUGAGCUGGUUGUCUGCUGGGAGUCCAGUGAGCAGUGGGAUCUCUACCAGCACCGCCGUUCAGACACCAGACCAGACUUUCCAGAUCAGCAGCUCUCUGACCAUCCAGACAUCAGACUGGAACAUGGGUCAACUUUACACAUGUAAAGUGUCUUUGGGCUCCCAGACUUCAGAGAAAACCAUCAACAAGUCACAAUGUCCUGCUGAAGGAUAACAGAGGAUCAGAAUCAUCAUUUAACUUCUGCUUCUUUGCUCUUAAUACUGUUUCUUAAUUAUUAGUUUUUUUUCCUUGUAAAAGAGAUAUUUAAUCUUAAUGCAACUUCCUAAAAAGAAAAAAAAAAUGUUUUAGAUUUCGAAACUGCUUGAAGUCAGACUGCUUGUUUCAACUCUGCAUAUUUCACUUCAUUUUCA
Cololabis saira (Pacific saury) is the source of this 980-nucleotide messenger RNA. Its product is annotated as immunoglobulin lambda-1 light chain-like. NCBI's taxonomy places the organism in Eukaryota, Metazoa, Chordata, Actinopteri, Beloniformes, Belonidae. The record is from RefSeq and is a predicted model, not a curated record. The coding region runs from base 43 to 783 and encodes 246 amino acids. The transcript has 4 exons.